Messenger RNA from Symbiodinium sp. CCMP2456, 450 nucleotides. NCBI's taxonomy places the organism in Eukaryota, Dinophyceae, Suessiales, Symbiodiniaceae. The record is from the annotation of a GenBank genome assembly.
AUGCUCUUCCGUGGGUCAGCCGCCACGUGGGUUCUUCUGGUGAUCUUGAUGGUCGGGAAUCACGUCCAAGAGUUUGUAGACGCCCCAUUGGCGGGCAAUGGCCAUGUUGGGAGGCAGGGCAAGUUUGCAAGGUCGUUCGGAAAGCCGACGCAUGGGGCAGCGCAUAGCUCUAAAUGUGAACUUGUCUUAAUGGCUGACAUGGGGGGGGUUAAAGUUGGACCUCCCUCUUUGCAUUCUCGAUCGUGUCUUGUUCUGUCACAGACUGACUCUGGCUGCGGCAGCAAUACCAAAGUGCUCAGUCAGAGCCGGCUCCAGCUUCUAGAAGACGCCGCGAUGACUGCCAACAUACCUUCAAAGCUCAUGGUUCCGGCGCGGCCGGUGCUCUUCGCACCGCGCAUAUUCGGGCCCAAGAUCUGUGCUCAUGUCGUCCUGCUGGGCACCUUCUGGUAA